AUCGUUUUCAAGAUGGCCGAGACAGAUGUUUUGGAGGUAGAAGUUGACGAUCGCGCCGAUUUUACUGAAGAUGCUGGAGAAGAGGGUGUUAAAAAUUUGAAGAAGGGAGCGACGAAACGAAAAGGCAGAGGAUUCAAAGAUGAUCAGAAUCCUUCACUUAGUGAACCAUAUGAUACUAUAGAGACUGAACAAGGAGGUGAAACUGGACCACAAAGAUCUGUCGAAGGAUGGAUUCUUUUCGUGACAAAUGUCCAUGAAGAAGCACAGGAAGAUGACAUUUAUGAUCUCUUUUCGGAAUUUGGUGACAUAAAAAAUCUUCAAGCUAAUCUUGAUCGCCGCACGGGAUUUAUGAAGGGAUACGCACUUGUUGAAUUUGAAACUUUCAAAGAGGCGCAGGCAGCAAGGGACGGUCUAAAUGGGUCAGAACUUUUGGAGCAAAAGAUAUCAGUUGACUGGGCAUUUGUACGUGGAUCUAGUAAGAAGUCAAGAAGUAGAAGAAGAUAAAGACAUUGCUGUUCUCAGAUUCACCAAACAUAUUUGGUAUUCUUUAUGGUGGUUUGAAAAACUGAUCGCGUACAAAAUGAAGAAAAACUUUUUUAUUCUAGUGGCAUACACUUGAACAUCUCUACAUGUUGAUUUUUGAUUUUUUAAAUGUAAAAAUACGUACACCUGUAAAAAAUUGUUGAUUGUAAGACGUAUUGUUUCCCCCAUUAUAUUUACUUCAACAUUUCCAUAUAAAAUACAUAUCACCACAAGCCCUUGA
Messenger RNA from Xenia sp. Carnegie-2017, 763 nucleotides. RefSeq names its product RNA-binding protein 8A-like. Gene Ontology annotation, biological process: RNA splicing. The coding region runs from base 13 to 504 and encodes 163 amino acids. The transcript is spliced from 6 exons. NCBI's taxonomy places the organism in Eukaryota, Metazoa, Cnidaria, Anthozoa, Malacalcyonacea, Xeniidae. The record is from RefSeq and is a predicted model, not a curated record. Gene Ontology annotation, cellular component: exon-exon junction complex; nucleus; cytoplasm. Gene Ontology annotation, molecular function: mRNA binding.